Molecule: messenger RNA, 516 nt
Organism: Neoarthrinium moseri
Lineage: Eukaryota; Fungi; Ascomycota; Sordariomycetes; Amphisphaeriales; Apiosporaceae
Exons: 3
Coding region: 1-516 (171 amino acids)
Biological process (GO): negative regulation of Arp2/3 complex-mediated actin nucleation; actin filament debranching
Cellular component (GO): actin cortical patch
Molecular function (GO): actin binding; Arp2/3 complex binding
Source: RefSeq, a predicted model, not a curated record
AUGGUAUGCGAGCUCACCCCGCUCUACACCUAUCCCAGCACAUGCUCCCCGACCUUGGAGGAAUGUGGCAUGCCUGACACGUCCCAGAGCUCCGAAGCAAGACUCUACACCUUCUCGCAAGAGACCAAGGACCACCUGCGCAAGUUCCGCCUGGGGACCUCGAGGUCCAACGACCCGCAAGCCGUGAUUUACACGAUCGAUAAGAAGACGCACGAGAUCAAGCAGGACGAAGACAAGGUCGUCUACAAGACUCUCGAGGAGAUCGGCGACGACCUGCCGGACCACUCGCCGCGCUUCGUGCUGCUGAGCUACCCCCUGACGCUGCCGUCCGGCCGCCUCUCCGUCCCCUACGUCAUGCUGUACUACCUCCCGAUCACGGCCAACAACGAGCUGCGCAUGCUGUAUGCCGGCGCCAAGGAGCUGAUGCGCAACACGAGCGAGGUCGGCAGGGUUAUCGACCUAGAGAGCGCCGAGGAUUUGGAGGAACUCCCCAAGAAGUUGGGAUCUUCGGAAUAG